Molecule: messenger RNA, 755 nt
Organism: Suncus etruscus (white-toothed pygmy shrew)
Lineage: Eukaryota; Metazoa; Chordata; Mammalia; Eulipotyphla; Soricidae
Gene: EEF1AKMT3
Product: EEF1A lysine methyltransferase 3
Exons: 3
Coding region: 1-681 (226 amino acids)
Biological process (GO): peptidyl-lysine methylation
Cellular component (GO): cytosol; cytoplasm
Molecular function (GO): protein-lysine N-methyltransferase activity
Source: RefSeq, a predicted model, not a curated record
AUGGCUCACCGGCUCCCGGAUCCCGAAUCGGAGCUGGAAUCGGUGUUCCCGCGGGAGGACGGGCUCUUCGCCGACUCUUACUCGGAGAAGAGUCGGUUCCGGUUCUGCGGACACGAGUUGAACAUCACGCAGAACUUCGGGUCCCGCUUGGGGGUGGCAGCGCGCGUGUGGGACGCGGCUCUGAGCCUGUGCAACUAUUUCGAGAGGGAAAAUGUGGAUUUCCAAGGCAAGAAAGUGAUUGAACUGGGCGCUGGCACGGGCAUCGUGGGCAUCUUGGCAGCGCUGCAAGGAGGGGAUGUCACCAUCACUGACCUGCCCGUGGCCCUAGAGCAGAUCCAGGGAAAUGUCCGGGCCAAUGUGCCAGCUGGAGGCCGGGCCCAGGUCUGUGCCUUGUCCUGGGGGAUUGACCAACAUGUAUUCCCUGGAGACUUUGACCUGGUGCUAGGGGCUGAUAUCGUUUACCAGGAACCCACCUUCCCUCUGCUGCUGGGGACCCUCCAACACCUGUGCGGGCCCCACGGCACCAUCUAUCUAGCCUCCAAGAUGCGAGAGGAGCACAGGACAAAGAACUUCUUCCAGCACCUCCUGCCCCAGCAUUUCCAACUGGAGCUGGCCCAGAGGAAUGAGGAUGAGAAUGUCAACAUCUAUAGAGCCAAGCACAGGGAACCAAGACCUGCUUGAUGUCUGCCAUUGAUGCCACUGAACUGCUUAUCCCAGUGAAGAAGCAGUCAGCCCCUGAAGCCCUAAACCAAAGA